GCGACGGAGCCGUUCUCUUCUUAUUUCCCCUACAGGCUACAGCUGCUUCUUGUGGUUCCACAUAAGAGACCGCAACUCUCGAUUCAUUGCAUACUCUCAUUUCGUCUCUUCGUCUCCUUCGCUACACUCGCAAAACUCAUUCCACAGAGAACGGAAACAAAACAGGAAAACGUCGAAAGAAUGGAGAAGAUCGAGCACGCAACUGUUCGCACCAACGGCAUAAACAUGCACGUGGCGUCUGUCGGCGACGGCCCCGACACGGUCCUCUUCCUCCACGGCUUCCCGGAGCUCUGGUACUCGUGGCGCCCCCAGAUGGUGUCCCUCGCGGCCCUCGGCUACCGCACCGUCGCGCCCGACCUCCGGGGCUUUGGCGGCACCGACGCACCGCUGCGCGUGGAGUCGUACACGGCGUUCCACGUGGUGGGCGACCUGGUGGGGAUGCUGGACGCGCUGGGGAUCGGGCAGGCGUUCGUGGUGGGGCACGACUGGGGGGCAAUCAUGGCGUGGUACUUGUGCCUGCUCAGGCCCGAUCGAGUGAGGGCGUUGGUCAACACAAGCGUCCCGUGGUGCCCCGGCGGCACGUGUUUCCCGAGUGAUCCGGAGAAGAAGCCCGUCGAGUCGCUAAGGGCGAUGUACGGAGAUGAUUACUAUGUUUGCAGGUUUCAGGAACCUGGAGAGAUAGAAGAGGACUUUGCAAAAGCUGAUCCUGCCAAACUCAUUCAGCUGUUCCUCACAACCCGCAACCCAGGCCCACCUCGCGUCCCUAAGGAUCUAGGAUACUCGGGGAGGACCAAACUGUUGGAGGACAGCCAGGUUGACUUGCCCUCUUGGCUGACGGAGGAGGACAUCAACUAUUACGCCACCCAAUUCAGCCGGACCGGCUUCACCGGAGGAUUAAACUAUUACCGUUGUUUGGACUUAAACUGGGAGCUAUCGGCACCAUGGGCUGGAGCACGAAUCGAAGUGCCAGUGAAGUUCAUAGUGGGGGACUUGGACCUCAUCUAUCACAUCCCCGGCGUGAAGGAGUACAUCCAUGACGGUGGUUUCAAGCAGACAGUGCCCAGCUUGAAAGAGGUCGUGGUGAUGGAAGGAGUGGCUCAUUACCUUUUGCUAGAGAAGCCUCAUGAGGUUACUUCUCACAUUUGCGAUUUCAUCAAGAAAUUCUCAUCUCCAUGAUUUUAUUUCUCUCUUUGAAAAAUCAAGUAUGGAGCUGCUCAUUAAUAAAGGACGAAACUGUCGCUUUUUUUAGCUGUCCUUUUUCUUAUUUUUCUGCCAUUUGGUAUUACAAUGGAAGACAUAAUUAUAUCCAUUUUGAAUAUUCUAGUUUCA
This is a messenger RNA of Eucalyptus grandis, 1329 nucleotides long. Its product is annotated as epoxide hydrolase A. Bases 181 to 1176 code for a protein of 331 amino acids. Gene Ontology annotation, molecular function: hydrolase activity. Lineage: Eukaryota; Viridiplantae; Streptophyta; Magnoliopsida; Myrtales; Myrtaceae. The transcript has 3 exons. The record is from RefSeq and is a predicted model, not a curated record.